Molecule: messenger RNA, 2149 nt
Organism: Styela clava
Lineage: Eukaryota; Metazoa; Chordata; Ascidiacea; Stolidobranchia; Styelidae
Source: RefSeq, a predicted model, not a curated record
GUUGGCUUUUAUCGGGAAAUUUUUUUUUUAUGGCAAUAUAGAUCUUGUUUUGUUGCAAUCCCUGCUUGAUGCUUAAAACGACGAAAAUACAAGAAUCUUUAAAUCUUGCUUUAGAUAGCCAGUGAAACCAUCUUGUAAUAUGCUAUCUAUAGGCCUAUAUGAAACGACCAAAAAGAAGAUGAACAUGCUUUUCUAAUGUGUUGGCAAUACAAAAUGCAGUUGCCAAAUUUUGGAAAAUGUUUCGAGACAUAUGAAACUCUUGAAUAUGUACAAGUCAUUCUUACAAAGUUAUAUCAUAUUCGUAGGUUCAAUAAUAUAUAUUUACAGUAUAUAUAUAAUAUUAAUAUGCAAUUUCUGUAUCGCAUUCUGCUUGCGUGCAUUGCAGUCAAGUGGACUGCCGGCCUAAAAUGCCAGGUGGGGUACGAGUCGAUAUCCAGUAACUCACCAGUCACAAUAAAAACGCAAAAAUUGAAAAAAUGUCCCGUAUCAAUACCACGUCCUGCGUGUAUGAAGAUUACCUCCACGGUUGAAGGUUCCGGAAAAGCUAUAUAUUACGCGUGUUCUGCACGAGUAAGAUGUUCUAGAUUGACAUGUGCGACAUCUAAAGAAUUCAUAAAAUCGUCGAUGGGAGCAAGAUUCCGAGCCUCAAGUCCUCAAGUCUUGAGUGCUUCAAAGAAUUGCAAAAUCGCAUGUUGCGAGGAAGAUAAUUGCAAUUCAAAUGGCGCCACUGGAAAGGGAAGAACAAAAAAUGGUAGCUUCAAACCCAGAACUACCAGGCCACCACGAACAAUUCAAACUACACCUUCUACCAAGAGCACGGGUAAGCUACAAAACCCCAAGACGUCUACGCCUUUUCUUUCAAAUAGAAUCCACUCAACUAACUUCCCUAUAACUACUACGGUUUUACCAAAAACGGAGAAGCCGAAAAUUCUCCCAACAACUGUAACGAAACCGACCAAACAAUCGUCUGUGACAUCACUAUCAACAUUGCCGAUACUGACAAUCUCGGGGACAUGUAAUCUAACUGUGAGUCAAAGUUUCAAUACUGACGAGGUAAAUCGCACAACUGAUUCUACAAUCACAAAUGUUCAAACUACUUUAAACGAGUUUUUAAGUACCGCCUCAAUACCCAUCUCUGCACUUUCUGUACAAACCGACGAAACUAUAUAUGAAUCACCCGUGUUCACAAAGGCUGCAAAUCAAAAGUCAAAAUCUUCCGGGGAUUCUCCACCAUUUGAUGAUGCUUUCAUAGUUACGGAAAAUAUGCCAAGGGUUUCGAUAUGGAUAACAACAAUGGAAACAUCGAAUUCAACGGAUAGUUCGAGCGAAAGUAUCACAAACAAAUUUUCAAUUCAAAACGUAGUUACAGAUAAAUACAAAAUGUCAACAACAUCUUCUGGUUCUACAACUUUUAUUGUGCAGUCAAAUGUUGGGAUACCAAUUUUAUUUUGUAUCUCGCUGAUUCUAAAUGUUUUCUCGUAAAUUACGUUUACCUUACUUGUAUACUCACAGUUCAUAUGAAUAAAAAAGUUAUAAAGGAUUUUUGGAAUUAAUUAUUCUAACUGCUCAGACCAAAAAAAACGUUUUUACUUUUUUGUUUUGUUUAUUAAAAUAUAAACUUUGUAUACCUAAUGUAUUAUUGUCUCCUUUCACGCUCUGUCUCUUUUAAUACAGUAUUAAUCACAUUUCUAUGGUGUCACGUUUAUGUCGAAUUAUUGGACACAAAAUGUACACAUGAAUGGCUUUGGUAAUAUGUUGUUGUUCUUGUAAGUAAUUAUUUUAUCGUCUUUUUGUGGAAAAAUCGCUUUUCUCAUUAGCUACCGGACCAAUUACUUCAAAGUUGCAGUGGUUGAAACUUCCAUUUUCGCUAGAAGACUAUUUCUGUUAUUAAUUUUAAAAAAUACUGUGGGAUCUAGUGGAUUCAUUUUUUUGUGCAAGAACGUCAUCAAAUUCAAAAUUGCGCAACCCCCGGCGGUUCCGUGUUCCCGUCAGUGGUCAGGUGACUGCGAUUUAGGUAGUCUACUGUGACUUCGUACUUCGUGUUUAUCGCUUCCUUGUUCAUAAAUUAAUGCAUAUAUCAUAUGUCAAUAGUGAUAACACUUUACUUGCAAAUAUACAGCACAGUGGUAUGAAUUUUGUUCAGCCAACC